This is a messenger RNA of Linum tenue, 472 nucleotides long. NCBI's taxonomy places the organism in Eukaryota, Viridiplantae, Streptophyta, Magnoliopsida, Malpighiales, Linaceae. The record is from the annotation of a GenBank genome assembly.
AUGCUCCUUAGCCACGACGAUGGCUGCCUACGAGAUCGGGGAAUGAAAGUCACAGUUGUCUUGAACCAUUUCGGACCCAAUUGUAACCAACGUAUUCCUAGGGUUAGAUAUGGAUAUGCACACGUAGUCAACAACUUGUACCAAGGGUGGACUCAAUAUGCGAUUGGUGGAAGCAUGAACCCCAGUAUCAAGAGUGAAUCUAAUUACUUCAUUGCUCCUCAAUUAGGGAAGAAAGAGGUAACUUGGAGAAAAUGUGUUGACCACAAUAGCAAGCCAUGGACUUUCUACUCCGUAAAUGAUUACUUCGAGAAUGGAACUUGUUUCGAGGAAAUAGGAAAAGAUGAAGUCAAACCUAAUUACGACGAUGAACAAAGUUCCCAAUUGCCGAGGCCAAAACCGUUAAAACUUAACAUCCUUAGCUGGAGCUCUAAAGUGCUCUAGAACCUUGACGUGUUGAAAAGUUUGGGUACCU